Messenger RNA from Ectocarpus sp. CCAP 1310/34, 2038 nucleotides. NCBI's taxonomy places the organism in Eukaryota, Phaeophyceae, Ectocarpales, Ectocarpaceae. The record is from the annotation of a GenBank genome assembly.
AUGACCAUGUGUUACAGCUCCAGCUACAACCUGCCCUUCGAGAAUGCGAAUGGAUACCUAGAGUACGUGAUAAGCAACCUUCCCGAGCUAAACCACUUCGUGGCUUUGUCGGAUGACGGCGCCCUCGUCGCGAAGGACCGCGCUAUAACGAAAUUCAGGACGUUGAUGCGUAAAGCGAAGGAGGCGGCCACGUCUUCAAAGGGGAAGCUAGCAGACGCUAUGCUUGGUCCAGAGCGGAAAGAAAUGACGGCGGACGAGGAGGGGGAUGUCAUGCACAGGCUGACGGGCGCCCAUACAAGGGCGUUCUCGACGCAAGCGGCUCGGUUGGAAACCCUGGUGGCCGGGAAGAAGUGCGAAGGUUACAUGACCGAUUUGAUAACAAACAAGACGAAGUGGGCGUUCUGCUGCCGGCCCACUGUCCUCACGCUAGGCAUGGUUGCCACUCAGCGCACGGAAGGUUUAUUCGGAGUGGCGAAGCGCUCGGGUGUCGAGAAGAAGCUUUCACUGUGCGCUCUUUGGGAUCGCCUGCAACACCUGAGCAAGAUGAUUGCCAUCGAGACAGCGAGGUUAGCGACCCCCCCAAUCACCCCUGGGGUGGCGUUCCGGGACAAGCUCGUCGAGGAAUUCUUCCAGCCCGUGAAGCAAGAGCUUUUGGCCUGUGGUGCCAGCCAGUACUGCCAGAAAGAGAUCAGAGCUCAGGUCGACGGAUUGGAGUCGUAUGACGUCGAACUGGUGACUUCCGGAAAUGUGGACGAAGACGGACAACCGCUUCCUCUACACGACGACGACUUUGUCCAGAUACGCAAUUUGCGCCUCAAGCUCAACAUUCUCCAGGUCGCACCACCUGAUACCGAUCUGGAGAGAGACUCGUUAGCUGACGAACCUGCAGAGGACAACACCAUGUGGGCUCGUACAUCGCUGCCAGCUUUGUUGGAAUUGAUCGCCGGCUUCCCUAUCGAACUGGUCGCGGCCGUUCGAUACAAGCGCUACUUCGCGGUUCUUGUCAACCUCAUCGGGAGAACUGGCGGGGGGGACGAGUUGAGCUUUACGCAUGCCUUCGACGGUGCGUGUGUCCACAACCGUUGGCGUCAAUCAGACGACGGAAAGGUUUUGCCAUGGAGCGUCUCAUUAGUGCUGUCGUCGUCUGGCCACGGCGAAGGAUGGGACGGGCAUCACCAAGGAAGCGAUGACCACUGCUGGGGACCGACAUGCGACCAAUCGUUCGAUGGCGCACACCCCGCUGAACGCGCGGUGCGGGCCGCGCAGGAAAAAAGCGCUGCCGACAAUCGUCGCUUCUACGCCCAUCUCAUGGCGAAGAGCAAGGAGAACGUAGGAGAUGUAAUGAGGUCCGUACCCCUUCACCAAGCACUGUCCGUCCAGGUCAAGAUUGACGAUUUCCUCGGGUAUCUUCUGAAGGAGACCGCGGGAGGCACAGAAGGACCCAAGAAUCUUGGGCAAGCACCCAAGAAAGGGAGACCUAAGGAGGACGGCAAAGAGGGAGCUGGCAACCCUGCGGGCCAGAAAGGAAAAUCCCGUCAGACUAGGAGGAUGAGGGACUUCAGCGACGUGCCACGGACGAACAAGAGGAGAAAGCUGAAAGGCGCUGAUACCAGCACCUAACCAGCUACUCUUGUCCCGUCACUUCCACACGCGUUUACCUGACCAGUUAUUUUCCGUCUAUUGCUUUUUUCAUCGCUGUCCGCGGUUGCGUGGGGACAUGUUCGAGCGUCUGUGUUCAGACAGAAUGUAUGGAAACGGUCGGUAUGAAAAACGGUGUGUACCUUAGUCUGACUUUCACGUCGCAUUGUUGACCGGGAGGCAACACGUUCGUGGCGGCGAACAUACGUUCAUCACCGAUGUCUCAAAAGGUUUGGGAUUGUUUGCGAUCGUUUGUGAGUGUUUGCGUUGUCUUUGUUUUUUUCUUCGUUGUUUUUGUUUCGGAAAGCGAGAACAAACGAAUGAGUCAUCAAUCCCUGAUGUGAUGAACGUUACAUUUGGGCACAGUACAAUGCAUAGCCGUAGCGAUCACAGCAGGGUG